Molecule: messenger RNA, 466 nt
Organism: Momordica charantia (bitter melon)
Lineage: Eukaryota; Viridiplantae; Streptophyta; Magnoliopsida; Cucurbitales; Cucurbitaceae
Product: small ribosomal subunit protein eS30z/eS30y/eS30x
Biological process (GO): translation
Cellular component (GO): ribosome; cytosolic small ribosomal subunit
Molecular function (GO): structural constituent of ribosome
Source: RefSeq, a predicted model, not a curated record
CUCGGAAACCCUAAUUUGUUUGCGACCUUCGAUCUCCAUCCAAGUGCCUUGUUUAGUCGGACGUUAAUCACAGCACCGGAGAGUACCGAAGCAAGCAAUCUGCCAUGGGGAAGGUUCACGGAUCUCUGGCUCGUGCCGGGAAGGUUAGAGGUCAAACUCCGAAAGUAGCAAAGCAAGACAAGAAGAAGAAGCCCCGUGGACGCGCGCACAAGCGUAUGCAAUACAACCGCAGAUUCGUCACUGCUGUGGUCGGAUUUGGAAAGAAGAGGGGACCCAACUCCUCCGAGAAGUAAGCAAACGGCAAAUUCAAUGGGAGCUUGUGCCGUAGAGGCAUAGUUUUGUGCGUUAUUAAGCUUUUCUCUUAUUUCUCAUAGAUGUUUCAGUUUAUUUAAGGUUUUGACCGUGUAAAAGAUAAUGGUUUUGGCAGUAUAUUAGAAGUAAUGUGAUUCUGUUCUGAAUUAUUCUU